CCGCGGCCUCAGGGGAAACGGGAAUUUCCUCCCUGCAGAUCCCAGGCCCGGACCGGACGGGAUCGGGAGGGCCAGGCCGAGCCCCGGGGCUGAUGCCCAGCGGAGGAGAGAAAUCCGUCCCCGGCGCGUUCCUUCCGAAAAAAAGUAGGCCGGACGCGCCACGGCUGAAGCGGAGAGAUGACGUGCGGGGUCCCGUGGGCGCUGGCCUUGGCCGUGCUGGCGGGAUUGGGGCCGGAGCCCCCCGUCGCCGGUCAGAGCUGCCCUGUCGAGAAGCGGGAGGGCGUCGUGGUCGACAUCCAGGCGGCCUUCUCACGGGGCAUCCGAAGCAGUGAGCCGGAGUACUCGGCCACGGAGGAAGCCUGCCUCCACGCUUGCUGUCUGGCGAAAAACAUCUCCGGGGACAAGGAGUGCAACUUGAUCAUUUUUGACACCCGGAAGACCAGGAACCAACAAAACUGCUAUUUAUUCUACUGCCCCAGCGAGGAAGCCUGCCCAAUGAAGCCGGCCAGAGGCCUGGUCAGCUACAGGAGGAUUCGAGAUUUUCCACCCUCGGACAACACCGAUUUGCCAAAUAAAAACGCAAGCUCGGAAGCUGAACCCGUGGGGGUUAAAUCUUCUGUUGCGCCAGCAGCCACAUCUGACCCACAGCAUCCGCCGGAGAUGAAUUCGACGGGUGUUCUGUGGGAAGAAGAGAGUUCUAAGACAUCGGGAUUACCCGACGCCUCGAGGAAACGGUGGGAGGAGACCGAUCGGAACACUCAGAUUCCCCCGUACGGAAAGACAGUUGACGGUCUGGGAUCUUCCCAGGAACAGGAAAGAGCUGAUCUGUUGCCCCCAAAUGGGUCUCUCAAUUCUACCGCCACAGCUCAUUCUCAUCCCAAUACGCCAACCUCUACUCCCACCCCUCCUCCUCCUCCUCAAACCACAGGGUCAGGGGCUCCUCCCUUGCCCCCUCCUCCUUCUCAGACCCCAGGGUCAGCCCUUACCUCCACACCUCCUCCCCUUCUUUCUGCCCCGGCACGGAAUCCAACUCCUCGCAGACUCCCUGUCCCUUCCCAAACCCCAGUCGGCAUUCCCGGGCCGGGGUCCGGCGGCCCGACCCCUCUGACAGCCACCGUCCCUCCCCUGUCUCCCACCGCUGCAGGCCCCCUUAGACUCUCCCCGACUCCUGCGGGCUCAUCAGCCACCCCAACCCCGCCAGGUGGGCGAGGGGUUUCAGAAACGGCGGGCUCCGUUACAGCUGCCGACCCGGGCGCCGAGAACGCCUCCCCUUCGGAUGCUCUGGCCACCUCUGCCGUCCAGCCGGUUGACCCUUGGGGCUCGGGGGAGGCCGGGCCGGGACCCUCCCUCCCCGUCGGGGCGUCUGUGGAUGGAUCCGGCCUCCGGCUAGAUAAGUGGGCCCUCCUCGGGGCGCUGGUUGCUGGGGUCUCCUUCCUGGCGGUUGGCAUCGCCAUCCUGGGCCGGAAGCUCUUGGAGUCCCUUCGGAGAAAACGCUACUCCAGGCUGGAUUAUCUCAUCAACGGAAUCUACAUGGGCAUUUAGCGAGGACACGUUCUUUCACGGUCCUCAGCCCGCGGAUUCGAAGGGCUCUUGCCCCGUCCCAGUGGCUGCUCCGGGGGAAUCGUGAGUUGCGGAGAGAGCACGGGCCUGCCGGUCGGAGGUUCUAAUCCCUGCCCUGCUGGGUGAGCUUGGGCAAAUCGCUUCACUUCUCCGGGCCUCAGAUAUCCUAUCUGUAAAAUGGGGAUUAAAUCCUCCAUCCUCCCACUUUGACUAUGAGCCCCGUGUGUCCAACCUGAAUAACUGGUAGCUACCCCAGCGCUUAGAACAGUGCUAGGCACAUAGUGAGAGCUUAAGUACCUUAGUUUAUUAUGAUCGUUACUAUCGUCACGGCCCAAGGAAUCAGCGGAGCAAAAGAGCUUCCAGUUUGUAGGGAGAGAAAGACUGACGUGAACCAGUACGACUUGCUGGCGUGAUUUCCUGAAGAGGUCCUAGCGGGAUCAGAAUCACGCGGCUGGUACCUCUGACAUCACGCCCUGCGUCGUUUCCCUUUGAAGGAAUCCACGGAGCUCCGGUGUCCCACUCUUUUCCCAUCUUGCCGAUCCAGAAUUGAAUAAAUACGUGGCUGUAGAUCCGGGCGGGGUGAGCUCAAUAAACGCCACUGACGAUGAUGA
Ornithorhynchus anatinus (platypus) is the source of this 2171-nucleotide messenger RNA. RefSeq names its product MANSC domain containing 1 (gene MANSC1). The record is from RefSeq and is a predicted model, not a curated record. Bases 178 to 1542 code for a protein of 454 amino acids. The transcript has 4 exons. NCBI's taxonomy places the organism in Eukaryota, Metazoa, Chordata, Mammalia, Monotremata, Ornithorhynchidae.